Molecule: messenger RNA, 942 nt
Organism: Sporisorium graminicola
Lineage: Eukaryota; Fungi; Basidiomycota; Ustilaginomycetes; Ustilaginales; Ustilaginaceae
Exons: 3
Coding region: 1-942 (313 amino acids)
Source: RefSeq, a predicted model, not a curated record
AUGUCGAACAUGACAGAUUCACCGUUGACUUUGACCUACAUCUCCGGCAGUUCCGACCCAGAGCAGCAGCUCGACCUCUACCUACCGUCAUCACAGCCAGCGACGAGCCUGGUUGUGUUCAUCCACGGCGGUGCUUGGCGAACUGGAUCUCGCAAGGACCACAUUGACUUGGCACAGUACCUGUCUGCUAAGGGCAAGGCGGUUGCCGUGAUUGACUACAGGCUUUCUGUCAAAGAUGAAACGACAGGGUCAACGAAGUACGUUCAUCCCGUGCAUGCGCAGGAUGUCAAUGCCGCCUUGAGCUUCUUGCGCUCCCGGCCGGAUGUGCCACACAAGGAUUGGGUGGUUGUGGGUCAUUCGAUCGGUGCUUGGCUCACGCUGGCGGCUAUCAUCGGCGGAGAAGCAAGGACUGCGAACUCAGAAUACCCUAAGCCUAUGCCGCUUCCCGACAGCUCUGCACGUGAAGCCAUCAAAACUUGUGUAUUGGUUGAUGGUAUUUAUUCGGUUUCGAGCCUGCUCAAGGAAUACCCGGACUACGAAGGUUUUGUCGCCCAGGCGUUCCUCCCUCAGCCUGGGCCCGCCAACUACGAUGUAGUCUCCUGCGAGACUUGGCCGUUGGCGCUCGAGGGGAAAACCUUGCACGUGUGGCACUCGCGAGACGACGAGCUGCUUUCGUUCAAGCAGAGCAUCGAUGCACUCUUGCAUCUCGAUCAGCAGCUCUCCACCUCGAGGUCGGGAAGCGAUGCUAUUGUUACGAUUCCAGACGACGGCCUGGCAAGCACAACUCUCGUCGAUGGAGACAAGAAGAGCAUCGCUUCCAUCUACCCCAAUGUCAAGAUUCGAAAUGCUUCACGACUCUUUGCUGACCUGACUAGCCUCAGAGGUGCACACGAUGGUCUCUUGCACACCGAGACGUUCUGGGACCUCAUUCUAGCACUCUGA